Molecule: messenger RNA, 2221 nt
Organism: Hymenoscyphus albidus
Lineage: Eukaryota; Fungi; Ascomycota; Leotiomycetes; Helotiales; Helotiaceae
Source: the annotation of a GenBank genome assembly
CCGCAAACGGGAUUUGAUUUCGUUGACAGGUGGUUGACUAACCUCGAACUUAGUGUACGACUUCUGCCUAUUAUAGGCUGAGGUUAGUAGGCAGUUAAUAAUUCAGAAGCAUGAAAGUUCAUAUGUGCCCCACUAUCUACGUAGAAGGGAAGAAAUAAGUCUCCCCAAAGACAAAAUCCGGCAAUUUUCCACAAAACUCCCCAACUCUUUUCGUGAGUCCAAUGGCAGAUUUCACAAGUCUCAAAUAUCCUCUCCCACCAUUCACCCAAGAAACCGCCCAAAUAAAAGUGAAAGCCGCCCAAGAUGCUUGUAGGUCCACCAGCCACCUCUGCUCCAGUUGCUUAUCUCACAACACUAGGGAACACACGGAACCCGGAAGUCAUAAAAUAUGCCUACACACCCAACUCAAUCUGGCGGAACCGGUCCACUUUCCUUACCGGCAGCGAUGAAAUCGUCACAUUCCUGACCCAAAAGUGGAAAAUCGAGAACGGGUACAGACUCAGAAAGGAAUUGUUCUCGUUCACGGAUAACAAGAUUGCGGUUCAGUUUUGGUACGAAUGGCAUGAUGAGGAAGGACAGUGGUGGAGGACUUAUGGAUUGGAAGAUUGGACGUUUGCACCUGAUGGGCGAAUGAGGAAGCGGAUGAUGAGUGGAAAUGAUGUUAAAAUUGAGGAAAAGGAAAGGUGGUUCAAGGAUGAGGUGGAUGUCAACGAGGUUGAAAUUUCAGAGAGGCAUUGGUAGUUUGUUGGCCAAGUUGUUGGGUCGAAAAGUACGUGCGAAAUACCUCUAUUAUUGUGAUCCAAAGCUUUCGGUAAUCGAGAGUAAGUUUUGUAAUGAGUAUAGGACUUAAAUAUGCCAUUUUUAGAGUGCUGCCAACAAUGUUCAUCUAAAAGUAAAGGGUGCCUAAAUAACAAGACUGUGUUGUAAUCUAUGUGGAAUUGUUUUAGGCAAUACUUUCUGGACUGGAUCUUAUGAUUGGAGAAUACUUCACUGAGAAGUACAAUGUUGGAAAGGCUUGAUUUGUCAACAUAUUUAAUUUCACCAACUAACCAACACCAACCAACUCAGUGUUCCUCGAUGUCUUCUUCCCGUCUCACCCUUUGGAAGUUCAGACCUCAACCCCGAAAAAUUAAACACCAGAACCAUGGCUUCGGACGGCAAUCUUGGAGUCGUGCUCGUCAUUGGAGGCUGUGGCUUUUUAGGAUCUAGACUGGUCAAAACAAUACUUUCUAGCCACCAGGAAGUCGAGAGUGUUCAUGUAAUGAGCAGGUCGCCAACACAAAACCUUCACCCUAAAGCCACCUACCAUGCCGGUGACAUUAAAAAUCACGACCAUGUUUCCUGCCUCUUGGAAAAGAUAAAGCCGACAGUUAUUUUCCACACCGCAUCACCAAAAUACACCGAUUCCGAAGCUCUUCUCUGUAGCACCAACGUCGAUGCUACCCGUGUUCUCCUUGAAUGCGCCACAGCCAGUCCGAGUGUCAAAGCAUUUGUUUAUACUGGCACCGAUUCCGCUAUUGUUCAGUCGCCGGGCGUCAGAUUGACGGAAGAAACGGCAAAACUACACACGGAAAAGAGUUCAGUGAAUGCCUACGCCAAGACGAAAGCCAUAGCAGAUAUCAAAGUACGUGAAGCGAAUAAUCCCGAGAAACUGCGAACAGCCGUGAUAAGGAUUCCGGGACUCUAUGGGGAAGACGAUGAUAAUUGUGUUGGGACGCUCCUGGGUAGCGUAAAGAAGAAUCAACACAAGAUCCAGCUUGGAGACAAUAAGAGACAUUUUGAGUUUGUGUAUAUUGAGAGUGCGUGUAUGGCCCACAUAUUGGCAGCAAAGGCACUUCUCAACGAGAAAGAGGAAACGAAAGUGGGAGGGGAGGCUUUCUUCAUCUCUGACGAUGUCAGCAUGCCCUAUUUUGAUUUUGCUCGAAAGAUAUAUGCCGGUGCAGGUUACCCAGUUGAGAAGAGCGAGAUAAAAGUCAUGUCAUACGAAAUGAUAUUAGUUUUGACUAUUCUGGGGGAAUGGAUCUACUGGAUCUUUACAUUUGGUACACGACGUCCAAGCCUGAAAAAGGAGGGUAUUGAAUAUCUUGCAGGAGGCACUCAGUGGGAUAUCAGUAAAGCUAAGGAACGAUUGGGUUAUCAACCUGUCGCUGAUCAAGACGCCAUUAUACGGAAGGUAGCGGAGUGGGAGGCAAAGCGUUUGGGAAUAUGGGCUGACAUCUAG